This is a messenger RNA of Neoarthrinium moseri, 753 nucleotides long. RefSeq lists its product as uncharacterized. NCBI's taxonomy places the organism in Eukaryota, Fungi, Ascomycota, Sordariomycetes, Amphisphaeriales, Apiosporaceae. The record is from RefSeq and is a predicted model, not a curated record. The coding region runs from base 1 to 753 and encodes 250 amino acids. The transcript has 3 exons.
AUGACGGUCGUCCUUGUCACGGGCGGAAACCGUGGCAUCGGCCAUGCUAUUGUGCGAAGUCUUUGUUCUCGUAUACCGGACGCAACGGUUGUCGUGGGGUGUCGCUCACGGGAGAUUGCGGCGGAAUCCGUAGAAGAGCUGCGGGCACAAGGGCUCCGAGUUGAUGGCCUCGCGUUGACGAUAACCGACGAUGCGAGUAUCCGAGAAGCGGUGAGCACUGUGGAGGGGAAAUACGGAAGGCUAGAUGUGCUCGUCAACAACGCGGGUGCAGUUCCCGUCCCCAAAAGCCAGGAACUAGAAGAGCUCAGGUCCAACUGGGCAGAGGGUCUGGACUGCCUGUUGACUUCCCCGAUGCUGGUCACAAAGGCGUUCAUACCACUUCUGCGCAAAUCAGGAUGGGGAAGGGUCAUCAUGGUUUCCAGCGCGCGUGGCAGCUUGACAAGAAACAGGGCGCUAGACAUGCCACCGUCACAACACUGGAUGUAUGACUGCUCCAAAGCGGCACUCAACCUGGCUAUGAUCGAAUUUCGAAAUUCCGAGGUGCGAGAGAUUCCGCAAGAGAAGGACCGCAUCACCUUUUGGGCCGUGAGCCCGGGGCAUUGCAGGACGGGAUUCAAUGGCUUUCGGGGUACUAAGGAUCCCCUAGAAGGUGCUGAGGCAGUUAGUAGGCUUCUCGCCAGUAGGCGGGCCGAGAUACCGUCGGGGACGUUCUGGGAGUGCGAGUAUGGCAAUUUCCAGCAGAUCCCGUGGUGA